Molecule: messenger RNA, 1341 nt
Organism: Homo sapiens (human)
Lineage: Eukaryota; Metazoa; Chordata; Mammalia; Primates; Hominidae
Gene: VARS1
Product: valyl-tRNA synthetase 1
Biological process (GO): tRNA aminoacylation for protein translation; valyl-tRNA aminoacylation; aminoacyl-tRNA metabolism involved in translational fidelity
Molecular function (GO): nucleotide binding; valine-tRNA ligase activity; aminoacyl-tRNA ligase activity
Source: RefSeq, marked reviewed
AGGCCCGGAAACGCUCCCUGUCACAAAGGGGGGAACACGUGGGCGCCGGCUGCCGGGGCGGCGAUCUUAGGGAACUAGGGUCACCUGGAGAGCCGCCCACCGUCUCUGCCCGCUCGACUCCUCCGCCCGGGCCGCUCGGCCGGUCCAGCCGCGGCCGGCGCCUGGCUGUGAGGUGGAUUCCCGGCCCAGUCUGACCAUCUCCCUCCAGUUUUUCCACUUCGUUCGGACCUUCUCAUAACUAUGUCCACCCUCUACGUCUCCCCUCACCCAGAUGCCUUCCCCAGCCUCCGAGCCCUCAUAGCCGCUCGCUAUGGGGAGGCUGGGGAGGGUCCCGGAUGGGGAGGAGCCCACCCCCGCAUCUGUCUCCAGCCACCCCCGACUAGCAGGACUCCCUUUCCCCCACCCCGCCUGCCGGCCCUGGAGCAGGGGCCCGGUGGGCUCUGGGUGUGGGGGGCCACGGCUGUGGCCCAGCUGCUGUGGCCAGCAGGCCUGGGGGGCCCAGGGGGCAGCCGGGCGGCUGUCCUUGUCCAACAGUGGGUCAGUUACGCCGACACGGAGUUAAUACCAGCUGCCUGUGGAGCAACGCUGCCGGCCCUGGGACUCCGAAGCUCGGCCCAGGACCCCCAGGCUGUGCUGGGGGCCCUGGGCAGGGCCCUGAGCCCCUUGGAGGAGUGGCUUCGGCUGCACACCUACUUGGCCGGGGAGGCCCCCACUCUGGCUGACCUGGCGGCUGUCACAGCCUUGCUGCUGCCUUUCCGAUACGUCCUAGACCCACCUGCCCGCCGGAUCUGGAAUAAUGUGACUCGCUGGUUUGUCACGUGUGUCCGGCAGCCAGAAUUCCGAGCCGUGCUAGGAGAAGUGGUUCUAUACUCAGGAGCCAGGCCUCUCUCUCAUCAGCCAGGCCCCGAGGCUCCUGCCCUCCCAAAGACAGCUGCUCAGCUCAAGAAAGAGGCAAAGAAACGGGAGAAGCUAGAGAAAUUCCAACAGAAGCAGAAGAUCCAACAGCAGCAGCCACCUCCAGGGGAGAAGAAACCAAAACCAGAGAAGAGGGAGAAACGGGAUCCUGGGGUCAUUACCUAUGACCUCCCAACCCCACCCGGGGAAAAGAAAGAUGUCAGUGGCCCCAUGCCCGACUCCUACAGCCCUCGGUAUGUGGAGGCUGCCUGGUACCCUUGGUGGGAGCAGCAGGGCUUCUUCAAGCCAGAGUAUGGGCGUCCUAAUGUGUCAGCAGCAAAUCCCCGAGGUGUCUUCAUGAUGUGCAUCCCACCCCCCAAUGUGACAGGCUCCCUGCACCUGGGCCAUGCACUCACCAACGCCAUCCAGGACUCCCUGACUCGAUGG